AUGGAGUUCUUCUAUAUGUCUCUCCUUGGCCUCUUUGUUUCCUCUGUAUUCUUCUCUCUCAAUUUCAUCUUCUACAAGAACAAAUCGAGCUCAUCUGGGACGCUUCCUCCGGGCAAGACUGGAUGGCCUGUGGUCGGUGAAACCCUCGAGUUUCUCACCACUGGGUGGAAGGGCUACCCCGAAAAGUUCAUUUACGAUCGGAUGGCGAAGUACUCAUCCAAAGUUUUCAGGACUCAUCUACUUGGGGAAAAGGCUGCUGUUUUCUGUGGUGCUGCUGGUAAUAAGUUUUUGUUCUCAAAUGAGAAUAAACUUGUCCAAGCAUGGUGGCCUGCAUCUUUUGACAAAGUUUUCCCAUCUUCUAAUCAAACUUCAUCAAAAGAAGAGGCCAUAAAAAUGCGGAAAAUGCUACCGAAUUUCCUUAAACCCGAAGCCUUACAACGAUACAUUGGUAUAAUAGAUCAUAUUGCCGCUGAUUAA
Molecule: messenger RNA, 477 nt
Organism: Fraxinus pennsylvanica
Lineage: Eukaryota; Viridiplantae; Streptophyta; Magnoliopsida; Lamiales; Oleaceae
Source: the annotation of a GenBank genome assembly